GGCACUGGUUAGGGCAUGUUUCCUACGCGAGGCUUUAAAACUGGAGCUUUUUCCUCCCACAGUGCUGAGCCAGCCCCUCGCUGCCCGCUUGGAAACUGUAACUGUUUGGCAAUUUAUUGUCGCAACCCUUCCAGCCUUGAACACUUACCCAGCCUCCUCAGGCUGCAGCGACCCAUCCAAGUAAACGUGCACCAACAAAAAUCAGCGGAUCGUUGUAAAGAAGUACAGCAGAUCCGAGAGCAGCAUCCAAACAAAAUCCCAGUCAUCAUUGAACGCUAUAAAGGGGAGAAACAGCUGCCAGUGCUGGACAAGACCAAGUUCCUUGUCCCAGACCAUGUCAACAUGAGUGAAUUGGUCAAAAUAAUCCGGCGCCGCUUGCAGCUGAAUCCCACCCAGGCUUUCUUCCUGCUGGUGAACCAGCACAGCAUGGUGAGCGUGUCCACCCCCAUCUCAGAGAUCUACGAGCAGGAGAAGGAUGAGGAUGGCUUCCUCUACAUGGUCUAUGCUUCCCAGGAGACCUUUGGCUACUGAGGCCUGCCGAGAGGCGGCAUGUGGAGACGGAUGAACUGUGGUGCGCAGGCCCCUGGCCUUGGGAAACCACACAACCAGGGGCUCGCAAGAGGGGACCUGUGCUGACUCCCCUUCCUCUCCCUCCCUCCCCUUCCUUUCACCCUCUCACCAAAGAGGCUCGUGGCGUGUAUUGGACUCACACAACCCUUCACCUCCGUGUAGAUAGUUCCGUUCCCUCCAUGCGCAUGCACACGUGUGCAUGUAGACCUACAGACACCCAGGCACACAAAUUGGGCCUCAGCUUCCCAUCCCAUCCCCUUGGCGUAACCCCUGCUGCUCUCACUGUGUGUGUGUGUGCGUGUUUCUAGCCUACUGCCAGAAUGGUUUGGCCAGUGGUGGAGAGAGGUGUCCUGGGACACUGAAGAGGACACUGUCACCUUCGCUUUCAGCACAGGGAGAGCUGCCUCCUUCUCCCAGACACUAAUAAAGGGCAGGAAGUCUGCAAAAGCAGCAAACAAAUGUUAUCGUUGCUCCUGAGUUUUAAUUGAUUUUAAUUAUACCCAUAUCAGAUUCUUGGUGCUACUGAGUAGAUGUAGGCGUCUCUAUAGGACUGUGGAUAAUGUAUAUUCUUUAGGUGUUUUUUGGUUUUUUUUUGAGGGAUAGGUUGGAAGGGGGAGAGGGGGUAAUUUUUCCUGUUUUCUGUAGGUAAAUCAGGCUUUGUUGCACUUUAAGUCAUAGUAGAUGUCAGAGUGAAAUUUACUUUUAAUUUAUACAGGUUUGCUAUAUAUAGUGCUGCUCCUCUGUUGACAGUUGUACCUAGAUUGUAUUUGCUUUUUUUUUUUAAUAGAACUUAUUUCCCUUCUCUAUGUCUCCCCAUUGCAUGCAAUUUUUCAGUCUCAGUGUGGCAAAGAGUUUGUUCAAGGAAUGUAAUGAUUUGUAUUUGCUACCUUCCCAUUCCUGUUUUUCAUGUAUUAUACCAAAAAAUGUAUAUGAUAAAAUUCCACCCAGUUUAACCUAUACAAAGGUACAUAUAUAAAUAUAUAUAUAUAAAAUAAAUAUAAAUCCAA
This is a messenger RNA of Cygnus olor (mute swan), 1577 nucleotides long. RefSeq names its product microtubule associated protein 1 light chain 3 alpha (gene MAP1LC3A). Lineage: Eukaryota; Metazoa; Chordata; Aves; Anseriformes; Anatidae. The coding region runs from base 16 to 531 and encodes 171 amino acids. Gene Ontology annotation, cellular component: autophagosome; cytosol; autophagosome membrane. Gene Ontology annotation, molecular function: ubiquitin protein ligase binding. The record is from RefSeq and is a predicted model, not a curated record. Gene Ontology annotation, biological process: autophagy of mitochondrion; macroautophagy; cellular response to nitrogen starvation. The transcript has 4 exons.